AUGCCAGAAAGAGACUCAAAUUCAGGUCUUCUGAUUGUGAUUUCCGACCUAUAUGUCAAUGUCUCUUUGUUGAAAAUGGCGCAAUACUUUUCUGUGUCGGAGAAAAGUGGCAAACCUUACGAGCGGCUCGUGCUAUCUGUGCUCCCCCGCUUUGUCGUCCUGGAAAUGAUCAACGACAUGACCAAUGUUGAAGACGAGCACUUGCAGCACCAGUUCCAUCGGAUCUACAUCCACCGCUAUGAGAACGUCAGGAGGAUUCACAUUUCCAAAGCCACGCUGGACUGCCUCAACGGUGACUAUAACGUAGAAGAGGGUCAUGGUAAAGAGAGAAACGAAUUCUUGAGGAAGCAUAAUAUAGAGACCUAUUUGAUUAAGCAGCCUGAGGAGAGUCUGCUGUCAUUGCCCGAAGACAUUGUCAAGGAAUCCGUGAGCUCCUCAGACGGGAGAAACAGUGGGGCGACAUUCACAGAAGGAUCCUGGAGCCCCGAACUGCCCUUUGAUAACAUAGUGGGGAAACAGAACACUCUGGCUGCCCUAACAAGAAAUUCAAUAAAUCUACUUCCAAACCAUCUUGCACAAGCUUUGCAUGUCCAGUCUGGGCCUGAGGAAAUUAACAAGAGAAUAGAACAUACCAUCGACUUGCGGAGUGGCGAUAAAUUGAGAAGAGAGCAUAUCAAGCCAUUCUCACUGAUGUUUAAAGACUCCAGCCUGGAGCACAAGGCUGAUAUUUUUCCAAGUAAAAGAGUAUUUGGGGAUCUUGUUAAAAAUACAGCUCCUUUAGGAGCUGUCACAAAAUACUACGGACUGCGGGCUUAUAAACAGCUCACACAGUUCUCACAGUUCUGGAGGCUGGAAGUCCAAGAUCAAGACACUGGCACAUUCAGUGUCUGGGUGAUGCCAAUGGCCAUCCAGUUUUCCAUCCUGAUUAUGCUGCACUCGGCUCUGGUCCUCAUCACCACAGCAGAGGAUUAUAAGUGUUUGCCCCUCGUCCUCCGGAAAACUUGCUGUUGGAUUAACGAGACCUAUUUGGCCCGGAACGUCAUCAUCUUUGCAUCCAUCUUGAUUAACUUCCUGGGCGCCAUCUUGAAUAUCUACUUUGUCUUCACCGGGGUGCUGGCCAUGGUGACCUGUGCAGUUUUCCUCCGCCUGAACUCUGUCUUGAAGCUGGCGGUGCUGCUGAUUAUGAUCGCCAUCUACGCCCUGCUGACCGAGACCAUCUAUGCGGGCCUCUUUCUGCGCUAUGACAACCUGAACCACAGUGGAGAAGAUUUCCUGGGGACAAAGGAGGCAUCACUGCUGCUGAUGGCCAUGUUCCUCCUUGCUGUGUUCUACCAUGGACAGCAGCUGGAGUACACAGCCCGCCUUGACUUCCUUUGGCGAGUACAAGCCAAAGAGGAGAUCAAUGAGAUGAAGGAGCUGAGGGAACACAACGAGAACAUGCUCCGGAACAUUCUACCCAGCCACGUGGCCCGCCACUUCCUGGAGAAAGACCGAGACAAUGAGGAGCUGUACUCUCAAUCCUAUGAUGCCGUCGGAGUGAUGUUCGCCUCCAUCCCGGGGUUUGCAGACUUUUACUCGCAGACUGAAAUGAAUAACCAAGGAGUGGAAUGCCUGCGCCUGCUGAAUGAGAUCAUUGCUGACUUCGAUGAGCUGCUUGGCGAAGACCGGUUCCAGGACAUUGAAAAGAUUAAGACCAUUGGCAGCACCUACAUGGCCGUGUCAGGCCUGUCCCCCGAAAAACAGCAAUGUGAAGACAAGUGGGGACAUUUGUGCGCCCUGGCCGACUUCUCCCUCGCCCUGACUGAGAGCAUACAGGAGAUCAACAAGCAUUCCUUCAACAAUUUCGAACUCCGGAUUGGCAUCAGCCACGGCUCGGUGGUAGCUGGCGUUAUCGGCGCUAAGAAACCACAGUAUGACAUUUGGGGCAAAACCGUGAACCUAGCAAGUCGAAUGGACAGCACAGGGGUCAGCGGCAGGAUCCAAGUCCCUGAGGAGACCUAUCUCAUCCUGAAGGACCAGGGCUUUGCCUUUGACUACCGAGGGGAGAUCUAUGUGAAGGGCAUCAGUGAACAGGAAGGAAAAAUCAAGACGUACUUUCUGCUGGGAAGAGUCCAACCCAACCCAUUCAUCCUGCCCCCGAGAAGACUGCCCGGGCAGUACUCCUUGGCCGCGGUCGUCCUGGGCCUUGUCCAGUCCCUCAACAGGCAAAGGCAGAAGCAGCUCCUCAACGAGAACAACAACACUGGGAUUAUCAAGGGUCAUUACAACCGGCGGACUUUGUUGACACCCAGCGGGCCAGAGCCUGGAGCCCAAGCUGAAGGCACCGACAAGUCCGAUUUGCCAUAAAAGCAUUUUCUUUGUGUUUCUU
Leptonychotes weddellii (Weddell seal) is the source of this 2368-nucleotide messenger RNA. The record is from RefSeq and is a predicted model, not a curated record. Lineage: Eukaryota; Metazoa; Chordata; Mammalia; Carnivora; Phocidae.